CGUGUCAGUGUCUGCCACUGUUAGUUACCAGCGCGCCAGCGUGUGUGUGUGUGUGUGAGUCCAACACCGAGGCCGUGUCGCUAGGGAGAACACCAGUGGGAAGGUGCCAUUGUUGCAGUGUCAUAGAGGCAUGUGCUGGGGAUGAACAACCAAUGACUACGGCAAGCGUUGAUGACCGUUGAACCCAAGUUACCGUUACUUACCUGUGGGGAACAACUAGUAACUACUACAGUCAUUGAUGAUCGUUAAUCCCCAGCGUCUGAAGGAGUCAAAUGAGUCGGCACUAGAAGUCCUCAGUGUCAGCCUAUGAGGUCUGACCCAGCAGGGCAAAAAGGCACAAUGGACGAACCUCAGAAGUUACUGAUGAGGUGUGCCAAGGCGGGGGACACAGCCGGGGCAGACGUGGCACUUCAACGGGGUGCCAGGGUGGACCUGCUGGAAGUACAGGACCCGUCUGCCGGGGGCGGCGGUAGGGCAGCUCUCCACCAUGCCUCCGCCGCUGGCCAUGUCGACGUUGUCAACCUCCUAAUUGACUUCAAGGCCAAUGUUGACAUCAAGAGCAAAAUGGCCGGCGACCAUGGGGCGGCAGCGUUGCACCUGGCAGCUCUCAACGGCCAACUGGAUGUGGUCAAAUCGCUGGUUCGUGCCGGCGCUCAUCUUGAAGACAGAACCAACCAAGGUGCGACACCACUACACCUGUCGGCGGGUGGCGGCCACGUUGAGGUGUUGGAACACCUGCUCAGAGCAGCUGCAGACAUGGAGUCAGCUGAUGACAAAGGAAGACGGGCCGUGCACUGGGCCGCAUCAAGGGGCCAGCAGGAGGCCAUGGAGAUUCUGAAGGCGAAUGGUGCCAACCUCCACUCCCGGGCCCACGGCGGCGCCACCGUCCUUCACUUCGCGGCUGCUGACGGCGAUCUGAGCUUCGUCAAGUGGUUGGUGGCGGCGGGCAUCAGAUGUGACGCGAAGGACAAGCACAACAGGCUGGCAAAGGAACUGGCGAAGAGUCGAGGCCAUCAUGACGUCCACAAAUACCUGAAGGGUCACACCCCAAGCAAGGGCGGCCUGUUUCAGUUCGUGAGGUCACCCCUAAGGAGCUCGUCCGGACGAGCUAGCAAGAGGCACAAAAACCCGCAGCUCAGAGACGGUUCGUGGGAGAGGAAAGCACAUCGACCAGACCGACCACACACUAUUGAUCUGUCACCAGAGACAGACGUGGAGCCUGAGGUUCUAGCCAGGACCGACGUAGCACAAGCCGGCUUGGAGAGGACCACCCUUCGAUCAUCGGGCCCUGAGAGUGCUGACAUAAGGCUUGCAAGCAAUGCCUCUGAGCCGGAAUUAAACUCAAGCAAGAUGGACUAUAGACGAAAACUGAGCUUAGACAGUGCGGACUUUGGACUAAAACUGACUGCAGAAAAGACGGACUAUGGAUCUAAACAGAGGUCUGAAAAAACUUUCCCAGAGCCGUCAGUGAGUUCUUACAAGAUAAAUCUGAGCUCAGAGAGCCCAGGCCAUGUAGAGAAGGCUGAGAGAGCACCAACACCUCCUGAGACCCGUCAACUAACUUCCUGGCGGUCGCCAGGCUCCAGGUCUCUGGAUCGUGAUGGAGUACACUCACUUCCUCCUCUCUCUACUCCCCUCUCGCGGCAAUUGUCUACUUCGGGAUCUACCCGAGAACGAGAGAGCAAGCGAACUCUUUCCCGGAGCUUCUCCCUGACCCGAAGGUCGACACGCAAAACGCAGCUGAAAGAACUCACGGAGAACAAGGGCAUACUGGAAGACGUCCUCAGGAGCAAGGAGUUGGAGCUCGCUGGCCUUCGGGACCAAUUGACGCAACUUGAACGUGAGAAGGUAGAGGCUGAGGUACUCGCCAGAGACCUUCAGCACCACCAGCAGGGCCAGACCGACUACCAACAGCACCUCCUGGUGGUCUCACGUCAGAAUGAAGAAUAUCAACGAAUGAUCGAACACCUGGAAAGGAGACAGGAAGAGUUCAUGCAGGUAGACUCUGCCAAGAGCGACGCAAUCGCCGCCUGCGACUCCCACAUCAGAGACCUCACGCGUACAGUCGGCGAGAACAGAGAACAGCUCUCCAGAUACCAGAAGCAGCAUGAAGAGAGAGAGGCCGAGCUACUGGAGUUGGACGCUGCCCACAAGCAGACCAUCGACACGCUCAAGGCAGACGUGGACCGCCUCACAGCCAUGCUGAGGAAGAGUGCUGAUCGCUUCGUCGGGAGAGAGAACGGAACUCCGGAGAAUGAAGGGGAGGAUGAAGAGGGCGACGGGUACGUGCGGGAGGACGGAAUCAUAAGAUCAGUUGACCACCUGGAGAAGAAUCUUAAUAUGAUGUCCAGGAGAGUUGAGGAGUUCGAUGAAAUCGUCGCUGGUCUCGAGGAGGAGUUACGACUCAAGAAUAUGGAGUUGGAGAAUAUUAAGCAUGAACAUCAACAGACGGUGGCCGCCUUCUGGGAGGAGGUGGAGGCUCUGAAGGCUAAACAGAAGGAGCAGGAGGAGCGGGUUAGCUUCUACGAGAAGAGUGUUGCUGCUCUCAACGACAAACUGGCCGAAAAGUCCACCACAGUGAAAGAAUACAAGCGACACAUCUCAUCACUCCAGACGAAGUACAAGAAGCAAGUGGAGGAACUUACUGACAAACUAGAGGAAGAAAGAAGAGAGAGGCAGAAGGAGAGAGGAGCAGGCGACCAUGAGAUAUCCCUCCUGACAAGCCAGCUGAAGAAGGAGAGGAAGCAGCAGCAGCAGCAGCAGGAAAAGCCACCCAGCAGCAUGGGGGAUGCUCAUGGUCCCUGAUAUGUGAUAUCAAGAGACAUCUUCGACACAAUCUUCAGAGAACCGACCUGUGUGAAUGAAGUGUAGAUAUUCGAUGCUAAGGUUAGCACUACACUCACCUUUUGUGGUCGAUAGUUCAAUAAAUCACUGAACUACUGUGUAUGUUUAACAGAUCUCUAAUCCUGUCCGUAGAGGACAGAAGAAAAUGUAUACAGUAUAUGUUGGUUAGCAUUGUAAAUGUGUGGCCACGUCUAUGGUAGAAAAUAAUAAUAAUAAAAAAUUAACAAUAUAUUGUGAAUAUUGCCUGCAAUCUUAAUCGAGUUUAGCUGAAGAUACAAUGUAAAUAAGAUUCAUCUUGUGAUAAUUGACCACAGGAUCCUUUAGCCUCUCUAUCUUGGGUAAUAUUAAGGUUAACUUUAUAUAAUUUUGCAGUUCUGUUAAAUAUUAACAACUGUAUUGGAUUUCUAAAACAAUUGUGAAAUUAGACGUCAUGACAUGUUUUUCUAGACGAUAACUUUUAUAUCUGAUAAGACAGUAAUAGGCAGUGAUAAAUUAAUAUCGCAAGAUGGGAAUAUAUACAGUUAACAGUAUCAAUGAUUAUUCUUACCGUUUUAAAUUUUGGUGUAAUAGUCUAUACGACCCUCAUAACCACUACUAAUAAUAUAAAUAAAAGGGAAUUUUAAAUCUUAAGUAAUUAUCAAAAGGUGCCAAGCCAGAAGACUAUAUAUGCUGCACCGAUUUUAUUUAAUUCUGAAUCGCCUGCCAUUAUCGGUGUCAUUUAUUAAUUGGAAACUAUCAUAAAAAAAGUAAUCAAUGAACAUCACCUCUCAACCUUAGAACAGAAAAAGCAAGAUCCUGCAGGUGAGUCAUUUUAGUAUAGUGGCUACAUUCUAGACUAUAGAGGUUCCAGAGUUCGAACUCCAAGCUGGACAAAUAGUUGGGCUGUUUUCUCUCGCCUAAUGCCUCUGUUCACCUAACAUUAAAUAGGUACCUAGGAAUUUGGCAGCUGUUGUGGGGUUGCAGUAACCCCACAGAUUAAUUAGGCAACCUAGGAGGGACCGCAAUAAAGCCGUAAACACACACAAGUUCACACAAGUUUCCUGUCCUGGAUGAAUUAAGUACAACUUAUAUGGAUAAGAUGAAUUAACAUUAAGAGAAUUAAGAUGGUACCCAAACACGUUACCACGUUACUGGUAGCAAGGCACUUUUCAAUAAAGUGCAAUGUUGGAAAUUGGUUUGAUCAUUUUGUACAGAUGAAGUUAAAAUGUUAACAAUAACUUGAGGCAAACAUUCCAACUGAUUUUUAUAUUAAUUGAGUGUAUGGGAUGAUUGCUGUCAUAACUUCUCAUAAUAUCAAGCCAACAAUAUGAAUACAUUAUUACUGUGCAUGUUGCUAGCUAAGCAAUAUGGGGCUUUCAUGGUUAAAACUGGUCUUGUACAAUGUCAUCUAACCUAACCCAACUCUUCAGAUCUCCAGUGACCCAUUUGACCAGGCUACGGUGUAUUAAGAUGAUAGACAAGCAAUUAUUCCAGCCAACUGGCUGGCUGGCUUGCUUGUUUCCCCUUCCCCUUUAUUUCAAGCCUCAAACUGCCAUGCUUUUGUGCAUUCUUUAGACAAGUUUUGUUAGUUACUGUAGAUUAAUUUAAUCUACGUGUUAUGUUCAAGUUUAAUAGGCACCAACUACAUCAUGCAAAUUAGUUUAUAAAUACAUAAAUCAAAGAUGGGAUACCUCUAUGUCAACUAUCACUCAGGAUGGUACUUUAGUGUAUAAAAAAAAAAAAAAAAAAAAAAAAAAAAAAUUUAAGCGAGAGGGCCUCUCUUACAAACAAAAAUGAUCAAAAGCGCAGUAAUCAAUAAGAGUCAAGUGUACAUGAACACUAACACCGAUUAUUUUUGCAUUAUAUAGCUUGCUGUAAAUACUAAAACUACAGUAUAUUUACAUCAUUUAAUACUAAUUGCAGCAAACAAGUGCCUUAAAUCAGGACGAAUUGUGCUACUGUGUAAGAUUAAAACGAAUAUGCCUACAUGACAUGUAGGCAGACAAUUAUAUAUAGAUAUACAUUAUGUUAAUUUGGUUUUAGUUUCUCUUUAAAUAUAGUAAUUAAAAAUAAAGUACACCAUUGCAUUUUGGUUGAAGGAGACAUUCACAAUUUAGGACCACUAUAUUUGCAUGGCAUUUUUGCUUUUGUCAAAUAGGACCAAGUAUCAGAUUUAAGUUUCUACCGUCAAGUUCUGUUGCAGCCUUUGGGACCCAUGUCUGGGGACAGAGUCAUGCCUGAACUAAGUUUUUGGCAACAAUUAGUAUCAAGCCUUAGAAUUUUGAAGAUGUGCAGUAUGCUUGUAUGUAGUGCUUCUAUAAUUCCAAUGUUCAAAAAGGGGUUUGAAUAAAGUUGUUGCAUACAUGA
Messenger RNA from Procambarus clarkii (red swamp crayfish), 5190 nucleotides. RefSeq names its product ankycorbin. Gene Ontology annotation, molecular function: protein binding. Gene Ontology annotation, cellular component: nucleus; cytoplasm. The record is from RefSeq and is a predicted model, not a curated record. NCBI's taxonomy places the organism in Eukaryota, Metazoa, Arthropoda, Malacostraca, Decapoda, Cambaridae.